UACAGGAACGAGCUGUGGCUUUGUGAUGGUCGUAGGAAUUCGGUAGUUUGCACUUCUAUUAAAGACCAGUGCCUUGUUUAAACAUUAAUGAAAUAGUCCGUACAUAUAUUUAUUUGAGAAAUAUGCUCUACUCUUCAUUCGUAAACAUUGUGGUGUAAAUAUGUCUCUGAAAACUUUUAAUGUAACAAUGUUUGGUGAUUGUGUAGUGUUGUGCAUGGUUUUAUUAUUUACGUUUGCAGUGAUACAGGAUGUUGGUGCACAACAACUUAAAACUCCCGCAAGCGACUUCAGAAGACACAGAAUCGUUCUGCCGACCGUACACCAUCCGAGGACGAAACGAGAACUCACAACGACAAGGGACACGAACGGUGGACACCACAGGGAGUUGAGGAUGUCUUUGCCCGUUGACGAAGAAGAGUACUUACUGGAACUCAAUCUCAACGAAGAUCUGAUCACGGAUGACCACGUGCUGAGAUACCAGAAAGACGGGAAGAUGAUCGCGCACAAACCAACCAUAGAGGAUAUAGAUCUAUGUCAAUACUCUGGAACUGUGAGGGGGAAGCCGGAUUCAAGAGUGGCCGUUUCUACGUGUCACGGCGUCAGGGGAAUUAUAUACGACGGAGACAGACUGCGGUAUAUCGAGCCCGCUGAAGGGGGCGACAUCCAAUCACAGCACUAUAUGUACGAUCACACGGAUUUACACACGAACUACAACUGCGGGUAUCAUGGUGGUGUGACCAACAACAGUAAUUACGACCCCGAGCUGUAUCACAAAUACCAAAAGGGCGAGGAGUUGAGCCGGACUAGAGUUGCCAGGUACAAAAGGAGCACUGACGACAAUCAAGUACGCGAGCCCUUCAACGCGAACACGCUGUCGCGUUACGUGGAGCUUGUCCUCGUCGUCGACAACAAGGAGUUCAAAGCGAACCACGGAAACCUGCGAGCUGUGUACCAACAGAUAAAGGACGUGGCGAACAUCAUUAACUCUGUCUAUGCUCCACUGAACAUAUUCAUAGCUCUAGUCGGAGUAGAGGUUUGGACGGAAAGAGACGAAAUACAAUUAGAGGAGGACGGCGAUGAAACGUUGAAGCAUUUCUUGCACUACCGGAGAACGACUCUACUAAGAGAAGUGCCCAAUGACAACGCGCAUUUGUUAACUCGGCAGGCGUUCAAAGACGGCGUCGUCGGUAAAGCGCUAAAAGGGCCGAUAUGUACGUACGAGUUCUCCGGCGGCGUGGCCACGAAUCACUCUGAGGUGCUGGGCCUGGUGGCCACGACCAUAGCCCACGAGAUGGGCCACAACUUCGGCAUGGAGCACGACACGGAGGAGCACUGCGAGUGUCCAGACGAGAAGUGUAUCAUGAGUCCGUCCAGCACUUCGGUAAUCCCGGUCCGGUGGUCGUCGUGCAGCCUCAAGUCGCUGGCGCUCUCUUUCGAACGAGGAAUGGACUACUGUCUGAGGAACAAGCCUCGUCGUUUAUUCCAAUCUCCGACGUGCGGCAACGGCUUCAUCGAGCCCGGCGAGCAGUGCGACUGCGGGAUGACGCCGGACCGGAGCGGCAGGAGCGACUGCCACCGCUGCUGCCACCCCACGACGUGCAUGCUGCGUGCCAAUGCGACGUGCGGCGCGGGGACCUGCUGCGAUCUGCAGACUUGCCGACCCAAGUCAGCGGGGACGGUGUGUCGGAGAUCGGAGAAGGAGUGCGACCUCCCGGAGUACUGCACCGGGCAGUCCGAGUUCUGUCCGGACGACGUUUACAAGAUGGACACCAUACCGUGCAACCAUGGACAGGCGUACUGCGUGAAGGGCUCUUGCCGCUCGCACACGGACCAGUGCCGGCUGCUGUGGGGCGUCACCGGGGAGAGCUCGCACGACAAGUGCUACAUGUCAGCCAACGUCAAAGGGAACAAGAACGGCAACUGCGGCUACAUCCGCCCCGCCCAGCGGUACGUGCCGUGCGCUUACGAGGACGCGCGCUGCGGCCUGCUGCAGUGCAGACACCUCAAUGAGAAGCUGGAGUUCGGCAUGGACUCGGUGGCGGCCGUCUCGGCGGUUUUCAUCAACAAUAACGGUACGAUAAUACCGUGCCGGACGGCCAUCAUCGAUUUGGGACUGGGAGACGUUGAUCCCGGCCUCGUGCCCGACGGAGCCGCCUGCGGGGAGCACAAGAUGUGCUUGAAACAAAGGUGCGUGUCCGUUGAGUCCGUCCGGGAGACGAUAGUCAACAAGCACUCGUCGAUCUGCCCGUCCAACUGUUCCGGGCACGGCGUCUGUAACUCCGAGGGUCACUGUCACUGUGAAGCCGGGUUCGCGCCGCCACUGUGUGCCUUGCCCGGCCCUGGUGGCUCCGUGGACUCCGGUCCGGCCACCGACCCGACCAUCCAAAGGAACUUCAUGGUCGCGAUGUACGUGAUCUUCCUCGGCAUCAUACCGUCGGUUCUGCUCGUCAUGUUCCUCGUGUACUACUCGAGACACAACGUGCUGUACUGGUGGAAGAAACCACGGAAAUCGUCUCCGUCACCGAAGAAAGCGAGCCUCCAGCACCGGAUAUCGCGGAGUGCAAGCAAAUUCGCAGCCAAUUUCCAGAACGGCCCCCAGAACGGUGCCCAGCCCGUCGUGAACACGCUUUCGAACCCGGACGACAUGAGCUCUAGCCUCUUGAGAAGCGACUCCGACAGGAACCCAUCAGGUAACAUCAACCCGUCAGUCAAUUUCUUCGGAAACUUCAAGGGUUUCACGUUAACGCCCAUAGAAAAGACUCAAGACGCCACCGACAAGAGCGAGGCUGACGCGAAGACUGCCAAGACUGCUAUGGAAUCUAAAAGCGCAAAGAUCACGCCGGUACAUCGCAGCAGUAGCAACAGUCAGAGCUUAAUGAAUCAAGGAGCUUUGAAGUCCACGUUACGAGCAGCCCCGCCCCUACCCGUCGUGCCGGCUGCGGCGAAAACCAGUCCGGCAACAAGCCCGGCCGUCAAAAGAACGAACAGUUCGGUACAAAACAGGAUAAAAGCUUUGAUGACCGCAGAGAAACCGGAGGAAACUCCUGUUAAUCCACCGUCCCGGCCAGUCAUAUCCAGUCCUAUACUGGAAGCUUCCACUUGUACUGCGAAAGAAUUGAUAUCUCCGCUGCAGGGAUCCAAAACUUUAGGUCCGAUAAGGGCAGCGCCUACAGUGCCGAGCGCGUCACCAGACUUCCCUACAAGGCCGUUAAGUAUGCACUCGGCCAGCAGCGUGCUCCAAAAACCUUUACCGGAAGAGCCUAAAAGGGUCAAAGAAGGAAUAUCGCUAAACCGCAUCGCCUCAUUCUUGAAACAAGACAAGCCUAAAGAAAAAGAACGGAAUCCCGUAGAGAGAAGUCACUCUCUGCCCAAAAACCAGAACCAUCAGAUUAAAGUGGCUCUAAGGAAUUUACAAAUCUCGAAGCCUAUUCCGCAGACAGAGAUCGAAUUGCCAGUCGGUGCUGUUUCCGUUGUCUCCGACUCUGAAGACGAAGACUCUAAAGCAUUCGUGAACAGAGCUCAAAGCAUGAGAGCCCCGCAGGCUCAAAAGCCGACUAUACAAAGUUUUGGUUCAAUGAGGCAGGCGCCCGGGGUUCAACGACCUGUCUCGAUAGUGGGCAGGCCGACCGCACCGCCGCCACCAUUGCCACCGCAAACCGAACCCAACGCCAAUCAAACUAACUUCCCCAUUGAAAACAAAUCUGUAGACUACGUUGAUUGCAUUGAAGAGAAGCAGGCUCCUCUAGCCGAUAUAAACGAAGAGUCUCCCGAUAAUAUAUACGCGAUCAUCGAAGAAAGUCCCGAGAGUCUUUCGAAGCCAAUACCGCCUCCCACUUCGACCAGACCGCAGCCGAACUCCGGAAGUUCGGAGAGCAUGGGCUUACUGGGAGAGAUAGUUAACGAAAUACAAAACCGGAAUCUCGAAUCGAUAUAUUCGGUUUCGACACUGAAACGGAAGCAGAAGGAUCGAAAAGAGAAGGAGGGCUCUAAUCGAGACAGCACGUACACGAACUCAGAGCACUACAAGACGCCUGAGAGCGUGUACAGUAACUCCGGAGCGAAGUCGACAGUUUCGACAACAAGCAGCGGGUAUCUACUGCCGUCAGCUGUGAACGUACCGAAUUUUGUAACCAAAGAUACAGGAGAGGUCACCGACAGUGAGAAAGCACCUCCCUCGCCCACUCUGAAGGGAGGGCCAAACUCGAAAAUCCCUACAUUCUCGCGCCAAGUGACACCACCCGGCUUAAAAACAUUCAGAAACGCAACGCCUUCACCGAAAAGUACCCUGAAGAACGCUCAUUUAUCCACCAAAAUAUCGAACAGUCCAGAUUUAGUUUCGAGCUGUAACGUACCAGAGACAAAGAACAAGACUCCAGAUGUAAUCAACAAUAAUAAAAUACCAAACGAAGCGCCUAAAGUUGCGGCGAAGCCCGCGGUGACGGCCAAACCAGUUGACAACAGACCGCCUCUAAAACAAGGCCCGAACGCAGACAAAAAACUCUCGGCCAAAACAAAUCAGCCAUUGAAACCUGUUAAUUCAUCGUCAAAUUUGAACAAAACCGUAGAAAAGAAUCCGCCCUUGAAUCGUGCCAAUUCUAAACUAGAGAAUAAUGUUAAAUCUAUAGCAGAUAGUUUGAACAAGAAUAAGCCUAAAGUAGUACCUAAGCCCACGACCCUGGUGAACAAAACCGAAUCCACUGUCAAACCAAAUUCCACUAAAUUGACAGCGAAGCCCUCAAAUGUUGCCAGUUUGCAGCAAAAGUUCGAAAAUAGAAAAUCUAUAGGCAAAGAGAUCAAUGUAAGAAAAUAGUAUUUGAAUUUCUAAAGAGUUUAGGUCUUAAUUCGCGUUAUACAUAUUUCUAGUCGACCAUAGUACAUAAAGAAGGACAUUUCGAAAAGUAACAAAUAUUAGUUAUAAAGAUCUGAUAUUGAAAUUGAAUGUAGAAAUAAUGUUUUUUUUUUUAAAUAUUUUGUCAAUGUUUUUUUAUAAUUCUAAAUAUUCACAUUUUGAUGUGAAUUGUUUGCGAUAAGAAAUUACUUAUCAUUUGUGAAAUGACUGAUUUCCCUUGUAAACGAACAUUAAGAUUACAUAUAACAUACUUAAUAUGC
Molecule: messenger RNA, 5109 nt
Organism: Bombyx mandarina (wild silkworm)
Lineage: Eukaryota; Metazoa; Arthropoda; Insecta; Lepidoptera; Bombycidae
Gene: Meltrin
Product: disintegrin and metalloproteinase domain-containing protein meltrin
Source: RefSeq, a predicted model, not a curated record